Molecule: messenger RNA, 1422 nt
Organism: Arabidopsis thaliana (thale cress)
Lineage: Eukaryota; Viridiplantae; Streptophyta; Magnoliopsida; Brassicales; Brassicaceae
Product: 2-oxoglutarate-dependent dioxygenase family protein
Exons: 5
Coding region: 1-1422 (473 amino acids)
Molecular function (GO): DNA N6-methyladenine demethylase activity
Source: RefSeq, marked reviewed
AUGGCAACGACCAAUUACUCAAUGAUCUUCAUUGGUAAUUUACAAGUUGCAGUUGAUAGGUCUUCUUUGUAUGAAUCUUCUGAUUACAGUUCAUUUGUCGCUAGAGAAUGUUUGAACAAGGAUAGUGCUAUGAAGCCUUACGACAUAUUCAUUUUUGAGAAGGAUGAGCAUUUUAGUGUUGAAGAUCAUUAUACUGCAGGAAACUCUUCAAAUGAAAGCAACACGAGACCUUCUGACAUCUUCCUCAAGAAGAAGCUGGUGGGACUAAACCCCUCCAUUCUGCAACUAAACAGAGAAAAGAGGAAAGCAACUUUGAAGUUUUCUGGAGAUAACAAGGAUAUUUUACAAUCUACUUUGUCUAGCUCAAAGAACAUAAAUCUUAGUGGUGGUUUGUUUGUCUCUAGAGAAUAUGAGAACAAGUAUGUGAAGUUUGGCGCUAGAAUGCGUUGUGAUCUUGUGAAUAGGAUGAAAGAUGUUACGUUGGCUUGGCAUGAGUCUGUGUCUUCUACAAGUGAUAAAAAUGUUGAGCUUUCUAGUGUUGAGAAUCAUAAGAUAGCUCCAAAGGCUGAUGGGCCAGGGAACUCUUCAAAUGAAAGCUCCUCAAGUCCUUUUGAUAUCUUCCUCAAGAAGAAGGUGAUGAGACUAAAACCCUCCUUUCUGGAACUGAACAGAGAAAAAAAGAAAGCAGCUAAGGGUUUCAGUGGAAUUGUUAUUAGACCUGGAAUGGUACUUCUCAAGAACUACUUGUCAAUCAAUAAUCAAGUGAUGAUUGUGAACAAAUGUCGUCAACUUGGUUUGGGUGAAGGAGGCUUCUAUCAACCUGGUUUUCAAGAUGGCGGGUUGUUGCAUUUGAAAAUGAUGUGCCUUGGCAAAAACUGGGACUGUCAAACGCGUCGAUAUGGAGAGAUUCGACCAAUUGAUGGUUCUGUUCCGCCUCGAAUUCCCGUUGAAUUCAGUCAGCUUGUUGAGAAAGCAAUUAAAGAAUCAAAGUCCCUAGUUGCUACAAAUUCAAAUGAGACAAAGGGAGGAGAUGAAAUACCACUUUUGUUGCCUGACAUAUGUGUUGUUAACUUCUACACAUCCACCGGGAAACUUGGUCUCCAUCAGGUUAGUGUUUACGACAAAACAAGUUUUGAUUUCUUAAAGUAUAAAGGUGGUUACCUCAAUACAGACAAAGGGGAGAGCAAAAAGUCCCUCCGGAAAGGAUUGCCUAUUGUAUCAUUUUCUAUUGGAGAUUCAGCCGAAUUCUUGUAUGGUGAUCAGAAGGAUGUUGACAAGGCAGACACGUUAAUCUUGGAGUCUGGAGAUGUUCUAAUAUUCGGUGAAAGAUCAAGAAAUGUCUUCCAUGGCGUCAGAUCAAUUCGUAAGAUACUGCCCCCAAGGCUCUUCUUCAGGAAACAAAUCUUCAACCAGGUCGUCUGA